AUGGCUCAGCCGUCAACUCCUUCCGCGCCCGGGACGCAGUCUAUCUUCGGUGGAGGCGCCCAUGGCCCCAGCCAGCCCUCGUCCUUUUCCUCGCUGAACUCGACCGUGACGCCCGGCUCCGCAGCCUCGUCCAAUAACACGUACAUCAUGCCCAACUCGCCCAUGAAGAGCCGCGCCAUGAUGGAUGGAUACAGACCCAAGGUGACUCGCACCCUUGGGCAGAGGCCGGCGUGCUUGGUCAAUGCAUCAGUGACGUACUGCGGCAACAACCAAAUCUACGCCUUCGGUGGCUUCGACCAGUAUACGGAUGAGGUAUACAACCAUGUCCUGCGUCUUGACCUUGUCAGCCAACAAUGGAGUCUUGUUGAUAACUAUGGGGACAUACCUGGAGUGCGAAUGGGUCAUACCGCAACGCUUUACCAGGGCGACAAACUUCUGGUCUUUGGCGGUGAAAACGAGCAUCGCACAUACCUCUCUGACCUGAUCAUCUUCGACCUGAAGACAGCACAUUGGACCCAGCCGCAGGUCUCGGGCCCCAUUCCCAAGGGCCGUGCCCGGCAUGCUGCUGUCUUGCACGAGGACAAGCUUUUCAUUGUGGGUGGCAUCACAGGCCACGACAGUUAUGUGCUGGACGAUAUUUGCUAUUUGGACCUCAAAACGUACACGUGGUCCCGGGCUUGGCGAUUUGUCGGCCGGUUUGAUCAUUCGGCUUAUAUCUGGGACGAUAAAGUCUGGGUGUUUGGGGGCCUGGGUGAAGACAUGGACAAGGUUAGCGACCUCUGGUGGCUGGAUCUCAAAGGCAUCCCUGCAUUCCAAGCAUCUCCGCACAUGGGGUCACUCGAGCGGCAAGCUCUCAGCAACCGCGCUAGUCCAUCAUCACGGCCAUCAUACUCGAUGGCGCCAUCGCCGGUCGUUGGUGCGUCGGGAUAUGCUGCCAAUUCCAGAACAGCGCAGGUCAGCACGCCGUCCUUUCAGCUGAAGGCUUUUGCGCCCAUGGCGCCCGGUUCGAUCUCGGCGUUGAAGUUUGUCUCUGGGUCCAACGUACCUUCACAAGGCUCAGGGAUUCACUUCCACGUCUAUUCAUCGGGGACGUUGCUCGACUUUGUGACACCGGCUGCGACAACCACAUCCAAGGACUGCUCGCUCUCGGCCCUAGACCUGUCUGGUCUCCGCUGGCAGAAACUCGCAGAGGGUCGUGAGGUCUUCAAGUCGGGCUACAGGUGGCAUUACUGUACCAUGAAUGAAGAUGGCACCAAAGCCUGGCUCCUCGGUUGUCCGACCGACCCUGGUGCAAUUGAGCUUGGCGCUAAUGGCCUGGAAGAAUAUCUCAGCGACAUCAUGGAGAUCGACCUUCGGAGAUAUGGAUUUCUGGGCAAUAAUCUCACCCCAGAUCCACGCAAUGAGCUCGUCCGACAGUCAUCGAGAAUUCGCGAUGUCGAGGCGCCUUCUCGAGGUUUAGGAUCUGAUCUUUCCAAGUUAUUCAACCAGCCACCGGAGUCUGGUAGCGGGACUGACUUUGUCAUCACCGCUCUCUCUGGCGAGUGGAGUGAGGAUGACAUCGUCGGUUCUGCACUUGUUCGGCCCAGCGACACCGAUGGAGGCCAGAAUAUUUGGCUAUCUCCAGAUACGCCAACAUCGCCACCCAUCCAUGUCCACAAGCUCAUCCUUCAGGCGCGCUGGCCUCAUUUCGCGCGCUUGUGGGCUUCUCAGAUGGCAGAGUUCCACACAAAGAAGAUGCACAUACCCGAGCCAUAUAGCGUGGUGAAAGCAUUCCUGUACUACCUGUACACAGACCGCAUCGAUCCUCCUUCGGAGGAUCCUGGCAGUGACUCGUCGCACACCCCGGCCAAUCUCUCCGAUGUUGCUGGCUUACUUGUUAUGUCGAAUAUCUACAACAUUCCCCAUCUUCGUCUGCUGUGUGUCAAUCGACUCGCCAAGGAGCUGGAUGUGGAGCACGCUUGUACAAUCUGGUAUUGCGCUGGGGUGGCAAACGAGGAGUGGCUCCGAAAACGAGCUGCAGGCUUCUGCUUGACGCACUGGGGACGGAUCGUCAGAACCAGUGGAUUCUUGCGUCUACCCCGAGCUGCGCUCGUAGAGCUUUCACAAGAGAUCGACACCGAAGGCAGAGUCAUUGGCGGCGAAGAGGUGGACUUGUUUGGAUCAGCGCUUGAUGGCGGAAGGUUCCCCGACGGCGCGAGUGGCAUUUCACGACGCAAGGAGAGCAUUGGUAGUCACCAGUCGCAGAUGCUGGAGUCGGAGAUUGAUGACGACGACGGUAUGGAGAUGAACUAG
This is a messenger RNA of Thyridium curvatum, 2292 nucleotides long. RefSeq lists its product as uncharacterized. Bases 1 to 2292 code for a protein of 763 amino acids. The record is from RefSeq and is a predicted model, not a curated record. Gene Ontology annotation, molecular function: protein binding. Lineage: Eukaryota; Fungi; Ascomycota; Sordariomycetes; Thyridiales; Thyridiaceae. The transcript is spliced from 3 exons.